Closterium sp. Yama58-4 is the source of this 2829-nucleotide messenger RNA. Lineage: Eukaryota; Viridiplantae; Streptophyta; Zygnematophyceae; Desmidiales; Closteriaceae. The record is from the annotation of a GenBank genome assembly.
AUGGCUGGAUUGAGCUGCGAAGCGAAGGAGCUUUCCAGUGGAGGAGCAGGGGUGGAUGCGGGGCAGUUGGAGCCUGCCCCAGAAGAGGACGGCGGAGGUGGAGGUGCGGAGGUGGUGGGCGGAGGGGUGGAGGUGGCGGGAGGCGGAGGGGUUGAGGAGGAGGGCGGAGGGGUUGAGGAGGAGGGCGGAGGGGUGGAGGAGGAGGGCGGAGGGGUGGAGGAGGAGGGCGGAGGGGUGGAGGAGGAGGAGGAGGUGGCGAGGGAGGGGGUGGCGCAGGGGUGGCAACAGGAGAGCCGUCACAGGAGAAGUCCACGCACAGACGAGCCGUCGCCCGUCAACCGGGUGAACCUGGUGGGACGGGACGGGGGAAGAGUGCGCGGGGGAGGGACGGGAGGGCGGGGAGGGCGGGAGGGCGGGGAGGGCGGGGGGGGCGGGGAGGGCGGGGGGGGAAGCCAGUACUGUCAGAAGAGUAGUCGCGCGCAACUGACGUGGGGAGAUUUGUUUCAAGGAAUAGUCGACUGGGCUAAAGGCGUCUUUAAGGGGAUUGGCGACGAUGACGACGACGAUGGCGGCUCGUCGUCCUCGUCUUGUACCGCGUCAUCUCUUGCCGGAUACACGUCAUCAGUCAGCCUCGGAAGCGCUCUCACCCUACAUUGGACCGUGCCUGCUGGCGGCGCGAAGGUGAAAUUCGCUCUGGAGGCGGACGGCGGCUCGAACGCCGCCAGCGGCUGGAUGUCCGUCGGAUUCUCAUCGGACGGUGAUAUGGUGCCCGCCGAUGCCGUGAUCGGAAACACGGGCGGCACGGGGGUGUACGCGUAUCGUAUUUCGGGAUACGGUCUAUCCGACGUGGCGAAAACCAGUUCGUUCACGAUCUACGCGCCGGGGUUGACUACCACGUCAGCGAAGACGAUAAUGACCUUCACUCGGUCCACGUCAGACGGAAGCGUGAGCGUCAACCCCACCGGCUCAAAUAAAAUCAUCUGGGCCUACUCCUCUUCGGGUUCCAAGACCCUCGCCUACCACGGCGGCAAAUACGGAAGAACCACUGUUGACUUCUCCUGCUCCUCCACGUCAUCAGGCUCGGGGCUCGGGACGGGUAACGCGUGCGACAAGUCAACGCUGACUGGAUACUCCUACCAAACGAAGCUGAACGGCAACAGUCUGCUCCUGCAUUGGAACAAGGCGCGCAGCAAUGGGGCAGUGACAAUGGCAAUAGAAGCCAAGUCAGGAGCAGCCAAAAACGGCUGGAUUUCCCUCGCUUGGACUGCCAAUAACAAGAUGGCUCCUGCCGAUGCUGUUUUUCGGGAAUCUGGCGGGCGGCGAUGUGGGCGCGUUUCCCUGCAACCCAUCGCGUCUUUGACUGGGUCAACUGUGGUCAAGUUCUCGCGCAAGCACUACACAGGAUCAGUGUCUCGCUUCCUGGCGUGGAACAAGAACACCCUCAUAUGGGCCUACUCCCCCUCGGGAUCCAAGAGCAUGGGCUACCACGGCGGAGCAUAUGGACGAAUCACAGUGGAUUUCUCAUGCAGGACUGCUCCUUCUGGUGGGGGCAAAGGAGGGGGUGGUGAUGAUGAUGAUGAUGAUGAUGACGAUGAUGAUGACAUGGAUCAUGACAGGGACCGUCGCGACCGCAGGCGCCGUCGCCGCAGGCACCAAGGGUCGCGAGUAUGGCGCCCCCGUUCUAUCGCCCUUCUCGUCUUCCUCGGGCUACUUGCCCUCGCUCACGCCCAGAAGGCUCCAGGCAGAAACAGUCCCGUUGAUCAGUCAUGGGAUUGGGAAACCGUAGUUUCGAAGCCGACUGACGAGUUUGGUGAAGGCCAGCCUAUUAACGAAAUUGACGAAUCAUGGGACUGGGAAGUGUCGACCCUCCAAGCAGCGGACGAGUUUGGCGAAGGUGAACCCGUUCACGAAACUGACGACUCCUGGGAUUUUGGAGAGUCGUCAUCCGAUGAAUUUGGCGAAGGCGAACCUGUGCACGAAAUCGAUGACUCUUGGGACUUUGGCGAAAGCUCUGGUAACUCCUUUGGCGAAGGUGCACCAAUUCAUCAAACCGACGAGAUGUGGGGAUUCGACGACAGCGUCGCCGGCGACUCCUUCGGCGACGGGGAGCCGGUGCACGAGAUGGACGACGCGUGGGCGAUUGGCGAACCCGUCGUGAACGACGAGUUUGGCGAAGGCGAACCUCGGUGGCAGCUGGUUCCACAUCCUCCACUGGACCGUCGGCAUCAAAUCCGUCUCUUACGCCGCCGAAGUCGCGACCACACCGGCUGGGUCGCCCUCGGCUGGUCCAAGGACGGCAAGAUGGCCGGCAGCGACGCAGCCAUUGGCAACUGGCCACCUGGCACCAUCACUGACACUGCGAACGGCAACCCGGCGCCCAUUGGCGCAUACUACAUUGGCGCGAAGAGCGCGGCGAGCAUUGUGCCGAACCCGCGUCUCGGACUGUCGUUGACUGCCGUGACCACUCGCGACGGCAAGACAAUUGUCGAAUUCGAGAGGGAAUUGGCUUCAGGCAAAGUUCCCCUCUUCCUUGAUGCUGCCGCUAACGUCAUUUGGGCUUUCUCCGAUUCCAAUUCCAAGGAUUUGAAGUAUCACGGUGCCAACAUCGGUGGGCUGGGUGAACGUGUUCCUCGGCCUCGACCGUUACACUACAAUGUUCUCUGGAAAUCAGAGGGCUUACCUGAUUAUCGUCGGGAUCGCCAUCGCCGCGUGCUUGGGCUGUUCUACAUCGCACUUGUCAUCCGCGAUUACCUCUUCAAGCCCAAGUCCGAACACAACCAGUUCAAGGCAUCAGCAGCCGCUCCUGCAAAUGGCGCAGGAGAUGUGUAG